Messenger RNA from Plasmodium cynomolgi strain B, 828 nucleotides. Its product is annotated as CYIR protein. The annotation marks the transcript as partial. The transcript has a single exon. Lineage: Eukaryota; Apicomplexa; Aconoidasida; Haemosporida; Plasmodiidae. The record is from RefSeq and is a predicted model, not a curated record.
AUUUGUGAUUCAGAUGAAUUAAAGACAAAAGAAUUAAAGAAAUAUGGAGAUGAAGUGAUAGGAAUUUGUAAAAGGUAUAUAACAUAUUUAGAAAAAUAUGAAUCAUGGAAUAUUUCAAUUCCUGAAAACCAUAUGUGCACACUAUUAAAUUAUUGGUUUUACAAUGCAUUAGUUAAUAUUUUGGGUUCUGAUAAUUAUUCUACUAUUGUUCAAGCUUUUGGUACACUCCUACGGAGAUGGAGUCAUAUUGAUGAUAAAGAAUUAUCUAAGUCUCUCAAAAAUAAAUGUGGAUAUUAUUUUAAGUUGCCUCCCAAGGAUGACUGGCAGAAAAGAAAAGAAUUGUAUGAAUAUUAUCUUGAUUAUACCACGAUAAAAAGUCUAAGCUCUGAUAUUUCAAAGUGCGAAUCAUAUUAUGAAUAUAUUCAAAAAAAGGCAGAAUUAUAUGAACACUUUGAGAAAGUGUGUUUACCAAGAACAAGCAAUUGUCCAGAUUUCUAUGAUGAGUGCAUGCCUUACAAACCGGAUAAUGUGCUAUCUUCUUUUCCAUGUUACGAUGAAAUGCAAAAGCAACAACAUGCUGCAAAAUCUCCUAAAAUCCUGAAUAAUCUAACACACACACUACAGCCUGAAAAUGGUAUAGUUACUGCUGGUCUUCAAGCAUCUGCAGAAACUAUUCAACACACACAGUCAACAUCUGAAUCAUCCGAUAUUAGAACAAAAAUUUCUGAUUCAAUUCUUGGCACAGCUCCAGUUUUGUUAACUGCCACUAUGUUAUAUAGAGUAUGUAUAUAUUUUGUAAACAUAUAUCAUUAUAGUACGAGCAUGUAA